Owenia fusiformis is the source of this 1717-nucleotide messenger RNA. The record is from the annotation of a GenBank genome assembly. NCBI's taxonomy places the organism in Eukaryota, Metazoa, Annelida, Polychaeta, Sabellida, Oweniidae.
AUGGCAACUAUGUAAACAACGAGGAGGUUGAAUUCCGUGAACUGUUUCUUAUUUCACGCUAAUUGCAGAUGUGGAGAAUAUAUAGGUGUUUAGAUGAGAUGACAUCAGUUCACCCAGAAUCCAAGGAGCUUCCAUAUUACUCCAGCACAAGUGAUACAACUCCUAUUUCCUAAUGUUAUGUUUGCACUUCUAAACUUCAUGUUUGGUGUUGGAUAUUAAAAAUAAUGACUGCCGUGUAUCCUCAAUCAGUUGUUGAGGCGCCAAAUUACUCAGUUGAUGCUGAGCCAACACAUGCUGAAGUCAUUGAUGAGCAUAGUAGUGACUCUUCAAAGCUAAAUGUUAAGAGACCACUAAGGAGGGGCUCAACAUGGCAGAGGGUGAGAGACAAAUGGAAUCGAAAGGGUAUACAGGAGAUAGGUCACCAACACAAGCUCUAUGACUUGACUGAGUGCAUGAAGAAAGGAAUCAAAGAGGCUGUAACUGGAGGACAUGGGCCUAAGGCUGAAUUAGUAGCAGAUGAUUACAAGCAUAUUCUAACAGAGACAAUAAAACUUCCAAGUGGAAAGGUGUUCCAUUUUGAAAGCUAUGCAAGCAGCGUUUUUGCGACACUCAGAAGUGCCAUUGGUCUAUCUGAGGAGGACUUUUUACAAUCCAUGGCUCCUAUGGCAACGUACAUGCCAUACUACCAGUUCAUUUCCAACUCAAAAAGUGGACAGGAUUUCUUUCUCACAUAUGACAAAGUAUAUUUCAUCAAGACAGAGAAGAAACACUACAUAGAAUUCUUCCUCAACAUUUUAGGUGACUACCUCCAACACUUCCAAAGAUACCCACAUUCACUGCUGGUGAAGUUCCUAGGACUCUAUUCUGUACAUAUGGAGGGAAAGGCUAAGCGUUAUUUCUUUGUGAUGCCCAGUAUCUUCUAUCCAGAAGAGCGCAUCCAGACCAGGUACGACCUGAAGGGUUGCUAUGUCAACAGAUACGAAAAGCCUCCUGCUAAAGACAGCCAUGUGAUAGCAGUGCUCAAAGACCAGAACUUCCGCGAUGCUCAUGAUGUCAUAGAGCUCUCCAGCCAAAGAGAUUGGUUUAUAGAACAGAUCCGGGUUGAUUCCACGUUCCUCAGGGACCUAGGUGCAAUAGACUACAGUCUCCUAGUUGGUAAACACAGUCUGCAGUCGGAUGAGAAAAAUGUGCAUUUUGAUGAUGUCAUCACCAGAGUAAAAAGGUCUGUUGUUGGAGGGGCGCCAUCUUCAAGGGGCUCCAGUGGGGGUUCUGCAAAUGGAACCUUGGAGGAGAAUACCACUAUCACUAUAGACAACCAGGCUCAAUCCACAGACAAUAGCACCCCGUUACCUCAACGCUCAUUUUCUCUAGUUGACACACGGUACCUAGAUGGCACUAGCGCUCAGAAUCGCAGACUGCUUCCUGAUUGCAAGAAUGCGUUACAUAUUAUAGAUGGUCCAAAUCAUAGAUAUUUUAUCGGAAUAAUUGAUUUCUUCAAGACUUUUGAAUGCAAACAACAAAUGGAGCAGGUUUUGAAGACUGUCAUUCACUGUGGUACAGGUCAUUCUACAUGUAAAUGUGAUAAAUAUAGCGAGAGGUUUAUAAGGUGGGUGGACGAACAGACAAAAUGAUUAAAUUAAAUCCAAUUCAAGGAGGAUUGGCUCCCAGGGGUCCAUCUUGAUAUUUUGCCAUAUAUGGAGAUGUGAAUUCAAAUAAC